Didymodactylos carnosus is the source of this 1737-nucleotide messenger RNA. The record is from the annotation of a GenBank genome assembly. NCBI's taxonomy places the organism in Eukaryota, Metazoa, Rotifera, Eurotatoria, Philodinida, Philodinidae.
AUGGCUCUCACGCCGGCUCAAAAGCAAAAACAUUAUCGUAAAAACUUGGCAAAAAAAGGCUUAAAUGGAGUCUCAAAAGCUAAAAAUGCUGCCAGAAUGAAAACAUUUCGUAAAAAUUUAACUGGGAUAACACGAGCCAAAUAUUUGGAAGCCCAUGCGGAUUCACAAAAACAUUAUAAAGAAAGAAAGAAUUCGAAACCAUGUACAUUAUUCUCAACAAAACAGUCGUUAUGCAAAGCAACAAAGAAAGUCACGAAAAUGCUUCCGAAAGAUCCUGCCAAGAAAAAGUUGAUUAUAAAAGCAAUAGCCGAAUCUGUUGGUCUUUUACCGACAUCAGCUCAUCAACGUGUUUCCAGAACAUUGUCGCCGAAAGCAAAAGAUGCCAUUCUUCUUUUAUAUGGACGUGAUGACAUAUCAUACCAAAUGCCAGGAAAACGCGAUACAGUUGUUGUUAAAGAAGAUGGAAGUAAGAAAACUUAUCAGAAACGAAUUUUGUUGUAUAAUUUGCGUGAACUGUAUCAAAUAUUCUUAAAUGAAAAUCUUAGUAAGCGAGCGUUUUCUACUGAUUUAAAUAUCGUUGUGAAAACAGUCGUUUGCCCUAUUUCAGGUGUUGAUGUAUCUCGUUCGCUCUUUGCUCAACUGCGACCACAACAAAUUGUGGUAAAAUCUUCAAUGGCACAUCGUGUAUGCGUGUGUUUAUAUCAUGAGAACGUUAAUUUGCUCUUAAAUGCGUUAUCAAAACAUAUUAAUGGAUUAGCUUGUUCCAGUUUACGAGCAUUCACAGGAGCACUGGUCUGUGAUGAAGCAAAUGAGCAGUGUAUGUUGUCUAACUGUAAUAAAUGUGAUCAUAAUUUUGAAUUACAAGUAAAAAGUAAGGUCAUUGGUGAAGCCGUUAAAAUAAAAUGGUCGCAAUGGGAUAACAAUAAGGGUCGUGCGGAAAAAACAGAACACGAUGGUACCGUUAAGCAAUGCGUGCAGCUCCUAUCAACAAAAGUUAAACAAUAUUUGUAUCAUGUAUUUAUUAAACGACAACAAAGUCAUCUGUUUGAACAACUGAAGGAAGAUUGUGAUGACAGAACGGUUGUAGUACAAGUUGAUUAUGCCGAAAAUUUUGCUCUUGGGGAACAGGACGCAAUCCAGUCAGCACGCUGGUCAACUAAAACGAUCUCAAUCUUCACAGCGCAUGCGUGGUGUGGUGCCUUGAACUUCUCAUUUGCUCUACCAUCAAAUAACGUGAGUCAUGAUAAAUACUGUGUUAGUACAUGUAUUAGUUUUAUUAUUGGUGAAUUGAAACAAUAUUUACCAGAAUUAGCACAAAUCAUAUUUUUCAGUGAUGGUGCCGCUUCACAGUUUAAGCAACGUUUUCUGUUUCGCAAUUUGGCAAGAAUGUCAAAUGAACAUGAUUUAAAGUUAUUAUGGAAUUUCUUUGCCACAAGCCAUGGCAAGAGGGUAGUCGAUGGUAUUGGUGGAACAGUAAAGCGAAUGGUUUGGCAAGAAAUGAUGACUAAAAGACAAUGUAAAACAGCAGCCGAUUUCGUACGUCUUGCCAAGAGUAAAACAAAUACAAUUAUUCUAUGUGAAAUGGCGCAAGGAGCAAUCGCCGCUUCAGAACAAAAGCCGAAACAGUUAUUUGAUGGCACUAAAGCUGUUCGAAAUACACAAAAGUUGCAUAAUGUCAUAGCUGUACGCCAAGAUGUUAUUGAAUGUCGUUCAUUUGGUGGUUCAACAAGCUUCUAG